Molecule: messenger RNA, 192 nt
Organism: Sclerotinia sclerotiorum 1980 UF-70
Lineage: Eukaryota; Fungi; Ascomycota; Leotiomycetes; Helotiales; Sclerotiniaceae
Exons: 1
Coding region: 1-192 (63 amino acids)
Source: RefSeq, a predicted model, not a curated record
AUGGCUGUGAGGGCUACGACUGUUAGUGCGGUUGGUAGGAUCUCACUCACACAUAUCGAAGUACUUUCUGAUGACAAGCCAAAGUUGGUAGUACCAACUCACCCGUUACUUGGUUUCGGUAAAUACCAGCUAAUAAGUAGGUAUCAAAUGGGCGACAAUGGUGGAAGGCAUAGGAUAUUUGUUAAGUCUUAA